Linepithema humile (Argentine ant) is the source of this 5908-nucleotide messenger RNA. The record is from RefSeq and is a predicted model, not a curated record. NCBI's taxonomy places the organism in Eukaryota, Metazoa, Arthropoda, Insecta, Hymenoptera, Formicidae.
CUCAAUUCCAUCACGUGACUAUGUAAUCAAAAUCAUCACAAUCGCGCACGUGCAGAUUAAAAUUUAUUUUUUUCGCAUAUAUAUCGUAAACAGAUCACAUUGUGCGCGCGUGUUGAUAUCUUCAAGAUCGGAUAGAAUCGCACCUCAACUCGUUCUCUUGACCUGUAUUUCCCUUUCAAUACGCGAAUGAUAUCAUCAAUAAUGCCAUCACUUUCUCCUACGUCUAAUUUGUUUUGAGAAUCAAUCUUUUACCGCGCUACUUAUACGAUAUUGAACCACUCGUGCAUAUGAAUCGAAUGAACCGGAAAAUACUUUUAUGUUCUAAUUUUACGUUGAAAAUUGUAUACUUUCAGGUGAACUCCAACAAAUCACGAAAAGUUUACUAAAUUUCUCAUUACAGUGAUUAAGAACAUGUGGAUGUUAUGAUAUUACGCGUAUAUGCAGUGAGAUAAAUUGAUAUCAAUGUAAUACGUAGAACAAAUGUUUACGUUAUUAUCGAGAAUCGGCAUCACGUGUGCUUCGAUAUUAGAUGUUAGAUUACAUCAAAGUCGUCUUGUUUUAGGUAAACUCAUUUAAAAAUGUCGAGUUUUAAAGAUAACAAUUCAACCUUUAAAGAUAAUACACAUAGUUGUAAGCAGACAUGAGUACGUGAAAUAACUGCUGUGUAAAGUCGUCUCAGAAAAUAAAUUUCAAGAGAAGACUUUCUUAAGUUAUUCAAGAUCAUGCAGACCAGAAUCACACGGCUCUGUACACGCACGUAUUUCCGCGAGCCUUUUGUAAUACCGCUACAAUAAUUAACAAAGCUUGCAGCUUUGAACUGUUAUUUAAUGGGCUGCGAUAUUUUUUUAUCUUUUUCCUUGUUAUCAACUCCGUAUUCCUUUACACCGCUUUUUGAAAUUGCGAAAUUUAUUCCACACGGAGAAAAUUUUAUAUCAAAAAUUACUACGUACGGUAAUAGCCGCGGACCAUGAAGGAAUUAUAAAAAUUUUUACUAUGUUUUUCACAUGUGAAACGUGGUAAAAAUUUUCGGUUCGCGGCUUUAUGGUCCACGGUUAAUGCCGUACAUAGCAAUUUUCGAUAUAAAAUUUUCUCCGUGCAGAAUUUAUUGCUUCAGUUGCAAUUUAGAUUUUACGAUGUUACGGGGAUGUAAAGGUUUAUCAUUUGAUAAUUACGGUAAAAAAUGUACUUGAUAAUUGAUAAAGUUCAGAUAUUUGUCUUGUUGAAAAACGAAAUAACGAUAAUGCGCAAAGUUUAUUAAUUCAAUUAGACCUUAUAAUUUAUUACAUGCAAAAGCUUCCAUUCAAAUGACAGUAAAAACGUGCAAAUCGGCAUGGUAGCGAUAAUUGCGAAAGUUUAAUUAUAAAAUGUAGAGAUAAUUUGAAGAGCCGAAUAAUCAGAUAAAAAAGUAACGCAUUAAAUGAGUGUCGCGUCCUUUAAUUGGUCCGUGUAUUAUUUCGAUGCACUGAUGCACUGAUGCGAAUACAGAGACACGUGUUAAAUCUACACAGACAGAGCGAUUCGGUGCGCUUGUACUAGGCGAAUUGAUGCAUUGUUUGCGGGCGAGUUACGGAAUGUAUAUUUGCGGUGGUAAAUUUCGGAGCAUCGUCGGGUCUCGCGGAACUGCAAGCUUCACCUACAUGCGAUUCAGCAACAGGCGCUACGUGCGAGAGAAGAGAUAGAGGGAGGGGCGAUUCCAACAAACGAUGUCGGACUUCGGAGUAGAUGUUAAUGUAGUAUGUGUGUGACAACGGGAUUGACAACAUGGAUACGACUGACCUAGGAGGAGGUAUAAAUUGUACGCCACCGGCUAUAGAAGACUUUCCACACGACCUGUUUGAUGAGGAGCAAAGACAAGGCGGUGCCGUUGUCGUACACGUCAUCGUGUCGCUUUACUUAUUUAUCGCUUUAGCAGUAGUAUGCGAUAAAUUCUUCGUACCUGCUGUAGAAAAAAUAUGUCACGCACUCUCCAUGUCAAAAGACGUAGCCGGCGCGACGUUUAUGGCGGCGGCGACGUCGGCCCCAGAAUUAUUCGUGAAUGCCAUCGGAACAUUCAUCACGGAAGGUGACAUUGGCGUCGGGACGAUAGUAGGUUCCGCAGUAUUCAACAUCCUGGCUGUUCCAGCCUGCUGCGGCAUCGGUGCGGGAAUGGUGGUGCCUCUGGAUUGGUGGCCCGUAAGCAGAGAUUGUCUCGCUUACGGUGUCACAGUUGCUAUUUUAAUAUGCAUUAUACACGACGAGCGAGUGGAAUGGUACGAAGCGUUAACGUUGGUGCUCUUGUAUAUUGUUUAUAUCGCCGUGAUGUAUUGGGAUAAAUCGUUCCAGCGGUGUACGAGAUUCCGUACGAACGAGGAUCAGAUAUCCUCGGAUGGCCGACGAGUUGCACCAGAUUCUAGCGAUAUUCACUUACCAAGACCGGACAAAUUACAAUCGCCAGGGGAUCGCGUGGAGCAAAUAGCCACUAUCGACGUCCCAUUACAGAACGGCGGGACCAAAACGCAGGAGGAGAACCCAGAUCCUAGUAUGACAGAUUACGAGUACGAGCUGUUGGUGUGGCCAGCACACGCUGGAUGGUUGAGGAAGACCGCCUGGGUAACAACGUGGCCAAUUCAUUUGGUAUUCAUGUGUACAAUCCCUGAUUGCGAGAAGCCGCGAUUCAAGAACUGGUUCCCCAUUACGUUCUUGAUGUGCAUCAUAUGGAUCGGAUCACUCAGCUACGUGGUAGCGUGGAUGAUCACUAUAAUUGGCGACACACUCAAGAUACCGGAUUCUGUAAUGGGCAUCACUUUCUUGGCGGCGGGAACCAGCGUACCCGAAGCGGUGUCGAGCGUAAUUGUCGCGAAACAAGGGCACGGCUCGAUGGGCAUCAGUAAUUCGAUAGGAUCGAACACGUUCGAUAUAUUGCUGUGUCUUGGACUGCCCUGGCUGAUCAAGUCGUCGUUCUCGCCCACGCAGCCCGGCAGACAUUACAUCAGUAUAAAUUCCGGCGGGCUGGAGUACAGCGCCAUAUCGUUGCUGUCGACGCUGAUGCUCCUCUACAUCGCGUUCGCCUCCAACAAGUUUCAGCUCGACACAAAAGUGGGCCGCGCCUGUCUGUGCAUGUACGCCGUGUUCCUCAUACUGGCGUCCCUGAUCGAGCUCAACGUAUUCUUCAUGGUAAACCUCCCCACCUGCCAAAGGACGGUGAAAUGAUCGGGCACCGACGGACGAUGACCCGCCCGCAAUGAUGUCCGGGCGCGGCCCCGCUCGCAAUCCGCGCCGGAAACGUUCCCCCCUCCCUCCACCCCGAACUUACCGAGAGACCCACUCGAGAGAGGGGUGUUUAUUUCCAUCUACACGGGACACAACUACCGUGUGUACAGUUUUAAUAUCAUAAUGUUAUCGCCACAUACACAUACACAUAUACACACACCCACACGCGCGCACCCACAUACACACAUACACAUACGCACACACAUUAUAGAUACACACAACGUACACACAUUAUUAGAACCAUGACAAUAACGCAUUUUGUAUUUACUUAUGCUCUAAAAUCUCUUUGUCUCCCUUUGCUCUCUUCUCUUAUUUUUUAUCUCGUAUUCAUUCCCAUUUUUGAAUAUUAAUCGAUAUCUUUUCGCGCCAUUCCAUACGUUUUACGCUCUUUUUCAUGGUUGUUUUUUUUUCUAAUUUUUAUUCGUAUUAACGCCAACUCUUUAUUCUUCCUUUUUUUUUUUGCUUAUCUUUCUCUUAAAGUACGAUCAUCGUGCUUACGGCCAUAUUGUGUGCGCCGAAAAACCGACAACUUAUGAUUAGCCACAGUAACGAGCCAUGGAUCUCAUGCCUACACGAUCGGAAGUUCGCCCGUGGAAUCCAGACGCGUGCGUCGAUAGUUUGGCAAAGUCAAUAAUAGCGAUAAAAAAUAAAAAAAAUAAAAAAAACCGGGAGAGAGAGAGAGAGGAAUCGGAAAAGGGCGCUCUGCGACUGUGUCUAAUUGUACGAAAGCGCGAAGAAGACUGCCGUUCCGUUAGCAUAUUGCAGUAUCUCGGCGUCAGUGUGUAAUAGCGAUGAAUGUGUUUACACGAGUGAACGUCAUAUCCGAUUUAGCCGCGACAACGCGUGUUGUCCGCACAGAGCCUGCCGUUAAUCACCGCGAGCCCGCCGAAGCGUCGCGUUCUUUCAACACUAUGCAGCAAAGCCCUCCGCACGGAAUAACUGCUGUCAACAAUAAUCGCCGCUGCACGGUUACUCGGUGAAUUUGCAUCCCAGCUCUCUCGUAUCUCCGUAAUAUCCGAGGAAACAGCAGAAGCUCCCUGGUUUCGAUCACGAACGCCUCCUUACGCUCUCGAUGUAAAGCGAAAAACAACACACGUACACGAAGUCGAGCCGCUGUAAUGUCGAAAAACAAGCCGUCGCACGCGAUACCUUUUUUUUUUUUGCGAUAUACACUCUUCACAUUGCGACACACAAAAUCUGUGACUGUAAAUGUGUCUAGAUAAAGCCGUAACUUAACAUUUAAUAAAGUACUGUAAUAAGUUAUUAAAAUAAUGCAGCCAGUAAAUCGACCCCUGUCCAGUUUCUGUGAGUGUAAUUUCAAGGUAAAUUUUAGCCAACGAUGUUAAUUUUUAUAAGAUAGUUUCAAAAGAUGCGCUUCUAUUUAUGCAUUUAUUGAGCACAAGAAAAAAAUUAAUUUGCAUUGAAUUUUUAUUUCGAUUUAUGUAAAAAAAUUAGUAAUCCGAAAGAAAUGAGAUCUCUGAAACGGUUCUAUGCAUUAAUGAUAUAAAAGUUAGAUCUACAUAUCUUGAGAAUGAUGGAAUGUUAAAAUAGAUCAUGCUUCAGCUGAUGUUUAUAUUUCAUCGCAAAGAGAUAUCUCAUGUUUGUAUGGAUAACAUCGGUUUUAUUUUCCGUGCGCGCAGAUGUUUCCAACGUACUAUGAUAUUUCUUAGGUAUUUACAUUUACAUAGCGAAAUCGAGCGAAAGAGGAUCCGAAUAUACAUCAUAUCGAUGCCAGCAUUACUCUUUACUUUUUCGAUACGCCAGAUGUGUAUAUUUGCCAUCUGAAAAACGUUCGUCGCGUGCAUAUAUACACACCUCCUGACAUAUUCAGAUACAUUUAGAUGGAUUUGACACGCCGGCCGGCCGGCCGGCGACUGUUUCGCGUUCUUAGCGCCGAAAAAUUAAGUCUCCACAAUUAAUCGAUGAUAUCUCGCGGAUCAAUUAUCCGAGAUUAAUGAAUCUGGACUCGCGAGAAGCGCCGGAGUCUCAGCUUUCCAAUGAGACUCGUUUCAAUCCGCUACGAUUUUUCUACGCGAAAAUAUCGUCGAUUAUAUUGACCCGCGACGAUCCUGAUCUAGGGCGGUGCCGGUCGACGAAACGGUCGUCUGAUUCCCGCUCACCCUACUACUGCCGAUCAGCUGGUCAACUGAGCGUGGUACCGUUACGAUUACGUAACAGCUGACGCGCGUCACACCUACGCGUACACACACACACACACACACACACGCGCCGCGUUAUUCAUAGAUAAUGCGUGCGCGACGAAUUUUCCAAACGCUAUAACUCGGACGAAAAAUUGACGUAGCGACACGUGACAAAAACGAGUCUUUUGCGUUUCGCGCUCCGCAGAUGCUCAUGCCUGCUGCAUGUGCUGUUGUCGUGACACAAUUUUUACGAAUUUUACAAUUACAAUACAUUUACAAAUUACAUUUUACAAUAUUUACGAAUUAUUGUUGUAAGUACAGGAAAGUCUUAUCUAAUAAUUAUAGAAUGCUUAUUUAUUCGUAAAUAGUGUAUAUUUAGCGCGCGUAAACAAUUUAAUCUAUUAAAAGAAAUAAUAAAUUUACCGAGUUACUGGCUGCAUAGCAACGCGUGGAAAUAUACAUAAGUGCGUUAAAUUUUACAAAACGAUAUGGCAAUAUUUAACAAUAUGGUCAACUGG